This is a messenger RNA of Linderina pennispora, 300 nucleotides long. RefSeq lists its product as uncharacterized. The coding region runs from base 1 to 300 and encodes 99 amino acids. Gene Ontology annotation, biological process: mRNA splicing, via spliceosome. Gene Ontology annotation, cellular component: U4/U6 x U5 tri-snRNP complex. NCBI's taxonomy places the organism in Eukaryota, Fungi, Kickxellomycota, Kickxellomycetes, Kickxellales, Kickxellaceae. The record is from RefSeq and is a predicted model, not a curated record. The transcript has 2 exons.
AUGGCAGACGAAGUAUCACUGUCGAUUGAGGAGACGAAUCGGCUACGCAUCUCGCUUGGCCUGCCACCACUGGAAGUUGGGCCGCAAGACGCAAAGCCGAAGGAGCUGCAGGAGCGCAUCGAGAAAUCAAAGGCCGCCCGCAAGGAGCAGAAGCUCAAGGCGUCGACACGCACACUAGGCGAGGUCAGCGACGAUGACGACGAUAGCCUGAGCGCGAAUGCGAUGGAUCGAGCGCAACAGGCAGCGGCUGGCAGACUCGCAGAAGCCGCAGCGGAAAUCCCCCCAUGCCAAGCCCAAUGA